AUGGGGUUCAGCGAGGAUGAGACGUUCGUCCUCAUGGUGGGCACCGGGGUGUGCGGCGGCCUCUCCAUCUUGGGUUCGCUCUUCAUCAUCUUCUCGGCCCUCCUCUUUCGCAAGCUGGACCUCCAGUACUGGCGAUUCGUCGUCGGGCUCACCCUCGUCGACCUCCUCCUCGGCAUCUGCAUGGCGAGCGGCGCCCUGGCCUGGCUGGCCGGCUGGACCUUCACCGGCGCAUUGUGCUACAUGCAAGGCUGGACGAUCACGUUUGGAGGGCAGGCGUCCAAUAUGUACAUAUUGAUCAUAUCAAUACUCAUAUAUUCGGCCACCGUCCGUGGACAGGAAAUGAGCGUCCCCGUCGAAAUCGCGCUCCACGCGACGGCGUGGGUGUGGGGCGCGGCGUUCGCCGUGUUUCCCUUCUUCGGCCUGGACGACUUCCGCUACGUGCCUGCGGGCGGCUGGUGUUGGCUGGCCGAUGAGCCCAAGUACGCCCGGUUCGUGCUGCUCUACAUUGGGUCGUGGGUGAUCAUCGGGCUCAUCAUCGUGAUCUACCUCCGAGUGUGGCUCUUCAUUCGACAACAGGACGCACACAUCGCCAAAAAGAAGGGCCUGCUCCAUUCCACAGUGACCGGCACCGAAUCGGCGGAAGAGGUGCAGCGGAAGAAGACCACCCGGGCUCUCUUCAUCUACCCCAUCGCCUCGAUCAUCUUGUGGAUCCUCCCCUCGGUUAGCCGUGUCUACGAGAUCUGGCUGCCGCCGAUCUUCGUGCUCGUCGCUUGUCGCGGGGCGAUCGACGCCUUUGUCUAUGGGCUGACCUCUGGCGUGACCAAGGACAUCCAAAUGUGGUGGCGAGGGGAGCGGCCCUACCGCCUGAUCAACGCCGACAGCGUCUCCAUCAACAACCCCUCACUCAACGUCCCACAGCGAUCUUUCCACGAAACGUGA
Acanthamoeba castellanii str. Neff is the source of this 939-nucleotide messenger RNA. RefSeq lists its product as uncharacterized. The transcript is spliced from 8 exons. Bases 1 to 939 code for a protein of 312 amino acids. Gene Ontology annotation, molecular function: G protein-coupled receptor activity. Gene Ontology annotation, biological process: adenylate cyclase-activating G protein-coupled receptor signaling pathway. NCBI's taxonomy places the organism in Eukaryota, Discosea, Longamoebia, Acanthamoebidae. The record is from RefSeq and is a predicted model, not a curated record. Gene Ontology annotation, cellular component: plasma membrane.